AUGGGCAGGAAGCAUUUCAUCCAGGCAGAGUUGCUGUAUGGCUGCAUGGAGCAAGGCAGUGUGCUCCCAUCUCGUGUCAUGGACUGUGGAAAAACCGGCAAGUCGGUGCUCUGCUUUGGCUUCCCCUUGAGCAUUUUCUUCAUCGUCAUCAAUGAGUUCUGUGAGCGGUUCUCCUACUAUGGCAUGAAAGCUGUGCUCACUUUGUAUUUCACACGUUUCCUACACUGGGAAGACAACUUUGCCACUGCCAUCUACCACACAUUUGUUGCUCUGUGUUACUUGACGCCGAUCCUUGGAGCAAUCAUUGCAGACUCUUGGCUGGGAAAGUUUAAGACCAUUCUCUACCUGUCCAUUGUCUAUGCUAUUGGGCAGGCAGUGCUGUCUGUGGGCUCCAUAAGUGAACUGACGGGUGGCUCUGCCAAUAAUCUAGCACCAAACAUAGCUCUGUCAAUGAUUGGCUUGAUCCUUAUUGCCCUUGGUACUGGUGGGAUCAAACCUUGUGUGUCAGCAUUUGGUGGAGAUCAGUUUGAAGAAGAUCAGGAAAGGCAAAGAGGCACCUUCUUCUCUCUCUUUUAUUUGUCCAUUAACGCUGGAAGUCUCUUAUCUACUCUAAUCACUCCAACUCUCAGAGCUACAGAGUGUGGCAUCCAUACCAAACAGGAGUGUUACCCACUUGCUUUUGGAGUUCCUGCUAUCCUCAUGGCUGUUGCCUUGGUUGUGUUCGUAAUUGGAAGCAAAAUGUACAAGAAAAUUAAACCACAAGGAAAUAUAAUGCUUGAAGUUUCCAAAUGUGUCGGAUUUGCCAUCAAAAACAGGUUUCGGCACCGCAGCAAGGAGUUCCCCAAGAGAGAGCACUGGCUGGACUGGGCGAGUGAUAAGUAUGAUAAACGACUGAUUGCUCAGACAAAGAUGGUGUUGAGGGUGCUUUUCCUCUACAUCCCUCUCCCCAUGUUCUGGGCGGUUUUUGACCAGCAGGGGUCAAGAUGGACACUGCAAGCCACAGCAAUGAAUGGAGAUUUUGGUUUUCAAAUUCAACCAGACCAAAUGCAGAUUGUGAAUCCAAUCCUGAUUGUUAUAAUGGUCCCAGUUGUAGAUUCUGUGCUUUAUCCUUUAAUCAAGAAAUGCAAGCUGAAUUUUACGCCCCUGAAGAAGAUGACUGUGGGGAUGUUCCUUGGCUCUUUGGCUUUCGUUGCUGCUGCCCUUGUGCAAGUGCAAAUAGAUAAAACUUACCCAGUUUUCCCUGCAGCUGGGCAAGCUCAAAUCAAAUUAAUCAAUGUGGGUCAAAUUCCUGCAACAGUUCAGUUCCAGCCUCAACUUGACAGUGUGAAUAUAGCACCUGGAAAGGAGACUGGCUACAUGACAUAUGAGGCUUCUGAGCUGCAAUCUGCACACAUAAGUGCUGCAAUUCUAAAUAAAACGGUGCCUUUGGAUCUGCAAGGAAAGAAACGCUACACUUUGGCAUUUAAAUGGGAUUCACCAAACAUCAAUUCUAAUUUGAUGUUGGACAACAUCACGUCAAAACCAGAAAAUGGAAAAAGUCUCGUCAGGUUCAUAAACAGUUUGUCUUUUGCUGUCAAUGUUACUAUGGGGGACACGGAUUUUGGAGAACUGGAUCCUCUUUCUGUCACUAAUUACAGUUUCGUUCCAAAACCAGAUGGGUCAUAUACCAUUAGUGUUUCAACGCCUGAGGUUGCUUGUACAGAAGUUUCAAAGAAAUUUGGAUAUGGCAGUGCUUAUACCAUUUCACUUGAUUAUUGUGAGUCAAAUAAACUUACCAUAACAUACUUUGAAGAUAUUGCACCAAAUACAGUCCAUAUGGCUUGGCAGAUCCCUCAGUAUUUUCUUCUGACAUGUGCAGAAGUGCUGUUCUCUGUCACUGGGCUGGAGUUUUCCUACUCCCAGGCCCCAUCUAACAUGAAGUCAGUGCUGCAGGCAGGGUGGUUGCUGACUGUGGCUGUUGGUAACAUAAUUGUCCUUAUCGUGGCUGGGGCAUCCACAAUUGACAAGCAGUGGGCAGAGUAUGUGCUGUUUGCUGCUCUGCUGUUAGUAGUUUGCAUCAUUUUUGCUAUCAUGGCUUCUUUUUAUACCUAUAUUGAUCCCAAUGAGAUUGAAGCCCAGUUCAGUGAGGAAGAAAAGAAAGAACACAAGAAGGAUCAAGAUGACAAUGAAAAGGAAGCUGAAGUUGAUUCUCGAAUGUAAAAGCUGUAUUCAAGGAGUGUUUGUAAAUCAUGGAAAUCCCAUUCACUCUCCUGCAGUCAGAGGAAUCAGGGUAUCAGUAGUAACACCUCAGGAUUACGUCUUGUGGGAGACAUUAAGCAAAACUGUUUUAACUUAAAGUGCAGCCUCUCUAGGGAAGCAAUAGGAAAAUACUAGUCUCUCUCUUGUGCUGAAUGUGGUAUCCUGAAGAAACUCCAGCAGAAUUUGCACUCUUAAUGUACCUCAAUCUUACAUAUUAUAGCAUUAGAAUAUUGAAAUUAGACUUGAACUAUUGAACUCUUUGAAAAGAUAUAUUUUUGUACUGUAUUUCAAUUUUAUAUCAUGAAAGAAACAAGACUUAUCAAGAAACAGCAAUUGAAGCCAAGCUCUCUGCAUGCUCUCUCUGGCAUCACUGUUACUUGAAAACAGCAGGUCACAUGUGCCUUAAAUUCUUUUGUACUUCCUUAGAGAUAAUGGGAGCAAAGCUCUGGCAGUGAUCAGAUUAAAAUGUUGUCUGUGUUCCAAGUGGCCAUAACUUGGAUGUGCACUGUAAUAUAAUGCUUUAUCUGCCUGUUAACUACCCAUUUAACUCCUGUUAUGUCUUUAAUCAAUAUUAGAAGUCUCCACUCAGGAAAACUGAUAACAGCAAAUGACCUUUGGAACAAGCAAGAGCAA
Messenger RNA from Ficedula albicollis (Collared flycatcher), 2871 nucleotides. RefSeq names its product solute carrier family 15 member 1 (gene SLC15A1). Lineage: Eukaryota; Metazoa; Chordata; Aves; Passeriformes; Muscicapidae. The transcript has 23 exons. Gene Ontology annotation, molecular function: dipeptide transmembrane transporter activity. Gene Ontology annotation, cellular component: membrane. The record is from RefSeq and is a predicted model, not a curated record. The coding region runs from base 1 to 2199 and encodes 732 amino acids. Gene Ontology annotation, biological process: oligopeptide transport; transmembrane transport.